AUGGACCUCUAUGAAUGUUUAUUUUGUUGUGAAACGGAGAAUAGAAAUUACUGUAAAAUAACUUCAAAAUGUACUCAUAAAAUCGUCAUUUGCGUAGAAUGUGUUAAUAAAAUCAUUGAAAAGAGUAUUAAUGAAAAACAAUCUAUUGAAAUCACCUGUCCUACACCAGGAUGUAAUAAAUCAAUGGAUAGGAAUGAUGUAUUAAAUAUUGCAACAAAAGAAAUAUUUGAAAGAUAUGAUGAACUUUCUUAUAAACACGCAAUACAAAAGAUCCCAGAAUUUAGAUGGUGUCAGGCCUUUUGUGGAAGUGGACAAGUUCAUGAAGGAAAAGAUCCGCUUUUUAUUUGUGAAGGAUGUGGCGCGAAAUCGUGUUAUGUUCAUGAGGUUAUCUGGCAUGAAGAUCAAACUUGUGAACAAUAUGAAAAAAGUAUAUCAAGAUCAGACUCAGCUACAAAAGCUUAUCUUUCAAAUACAAAAAGAUGUCCUGGAUGUAAUAUAUAUAUUGAGAAAGUAAACGGAUGUGAUACCAUGAAAUGUGAAUGUAAAUGUAUAUUUUGUAUGAUGUAA
Molecule: messenger RNA, 567 nt
Organism: Rhizophagus irregularis DAOM 181602=DAOM 197198
Lineage: Eukaryota; Fungi; Glomeromycota; Glomeromycetes; Glomerales; Glomeraceae
Biological process (GO): ubiquitin-dependent protein catabolic process; positive regulation of proteasomal ubiquitin-dependent protein catabolic process; protein polyubiquitination
Cellular component (GO): cytoplasm; ubiquitin ligase complex
Molecular function (GO): ubiquitin conjugating enzyme binding; zinc ion binding; ubiquitin protein ligase activity
Source: RefSeq, a predicted model, not a curated record